Messenger RNA from Suncus etruscus (white-toothed pygmy shrew), 2232 nucleotides. It is a transcript of the gene GABRQ, whose product is annotated as gamma-aminobutyric acid type A receptor subunit theta. The record is from RefSeq and is a predicted model, not a curated record. The transcript has 12 exons. Gene Ontology annotation, molecular function: extracellular ligand-gated monoatomic ion channel activity; neurotransmitter receptor activity; GABA-A receptor activity. NCBI's taxonomy places the organism in Eukaryota, Metazoa, Chordata, Mammalia, Eulipotyphla, Soricidae. Bases 1 to 2232 code for a protein of 743 amino acids. Gene Ontology annotation, cellular component: membrane; neuron projection; synapse. Gene Ontology annotation, biological process: chloride transport; nervous system process; monoatomic ion transmembrane transport.
AUGCGCUUCCGAGGGACGCUGCGCAUGGUCCUGCUGGUUCUGCUGGUCAGGACCUGGCUGGUCGGGAGCGAGAACCGCCGUCCCACCUCGAAAGAACACCUCGAGCACCGCGACCGGAGCUUCAAGAACCGCUAUGCCUGCGGGUUUGGGGCGCUGGGGAAAGUGGACUCGGGCUCAGGGAUCCAGAGAAGGGAGGUGGAAGACGGCCAGGAGGAGCUGACAGCACCCAGUGGGUGCCCGUACGCAGCCGGUAGUCUAGGCGCCCAACCAGCCCAGCCCCGGGGGACAGAGCUGCGGGCGCCUUUUCCAGCCACUUCGUUUCGGGGACACCUGUGGAAUUGGGAUUCCCUCUUCUGGGAGCAGCUGAACGCUGCUGGGAUUUUUAGAGGCGCCGUUCCCUCUGUCCGCUGCAGAGAGGAACGAUGGACGCCUGAUCCGAGCAAGGAGAGUACCUGGGCACUCAGUAGCUUUGAGCCGCGGGCUGGGCCUAACAACUGUGCCAACCAGACCGUGGUACACAGCAUUCUAGAGAGACUGAUGGCCUCCUACGACAACCGGCUCAGGCCCAACUUUGGAGGUGCACCUGUGCCCGUGGGAGUGUCUUUGCAUGUCACCAAUAUUGAAAAAAUAUCAGAGGAAUCCAUGGAGUACACGAUCACGUUGUAUUUACAUCAAACCUGGAGAGAUUCCCGUUUAACAUAUCAUGAAACAGACCAGAAUCUGACGCUCGACAGUGUGAUGUUGAACAAGCUGUGGAUCCCCGAUUGCUACUUUCUGAACGGCAGGAAUUCUUUUGUGCAUGAGAGGACUGUGGAAAACCGCAUGUUUCUGCUUCAGCCUGAUGGAACCCUGCACUAUGGCAUGCGAUUCACCACCACAUUACCUUGUGGCAUAGAUCUGCAUAACUAUCCUCUGGACAAGCAGGCCUGCAAGCUGGACGUGGAGAGCUAUGCCUACUCUGAUGAAGACCUCAUACUGUACUGGAAUGGUGGGGAUGAUGCAGUCCACGGUACUGAAGAUCUCAUCAUCCCGCGGUUCACCAUGCUGGAAAGGACCCUGUCACUCAAAGAUAGCUCUUUCUACACUGGUUGCUAUACACGCCUGGUAAUGAACUUCGUGCUCCAGAGGCAUUUCUCUGGCUACUUCGUACAGGUCUAUUGGCCCAUCAUCCUUUUCACUAUCAUCUCUUGGAUCGCAUUUUGGAUGAAAUGUGACUCCUCCUCAGCGAGGGUGACAGUGGGCCUGUCUUCGACACUCGUCCUGAACUCCAUCAGCACAUAUGUGCAGGAAAACCUCCCCCAAAUUACAUGUAUUAAGGCCAUCGACAUCUAUAUGGCAGUCUGCUUCGUCCUAGUGAUCCUGUCCUUGAUAGAAUAUGUCUACAUCAACUAUGUUUACUAUAGCCGAAGAGGCACCCGGCGCCAUAAUAGACAACGCAGGAGAAUCCGAAGAAUUAUGAGACGCUACCGCUUUGAGGAGGUAAUUUUUCAGGUUCGCUUUUUGGAAUUACACACAGGCCUAGUGAGUGUCAGAACUAGAUUCCCCAUCACUCCUGCCAAGCAGGACAAGCCGGCCCCUCUGGCCACCUCAGAUAGCCUCAGCUCUUUGAACUCCAUCAUAAUACAAGCCCCUCUGGCCUCCUCAGAAAGCUUGAGCUCAUUGUCCUCUCCAAGCAGGUCCUCUGAAGCCACCAGAGACAGUCUGGAUGAGAUGCCCUCUACCUCUGCACAGGCCCUGCAUAGGUCUGGUAUGUCUGGAAAUGGUUCCAAGGAUGACAGCAUCGUGCCUUCCUCCCAAAUUCACAUGAAGAUGGAGACCACCAGUACUAUUGCCGAAGAACCAACUAUGAAGUCCAGCUUAGAUGAGAGCCAUGAUACUCUGACCCAACAGAGUCAAAACAGAAGAGCUUUUCCUAAUAUCAGUGAUAUACUUGAAUAUGAUCCUGAUGGUCCAAUUGGUGGUGUCAAACCAAAACGUAAUGACAUUGACAUUGAGAAGGGCCUCAUAAGUACGGAUGAAGAGUCCUGGGAUCUUAGCAAAGGUUUUAUGGGCUCUGACCAAGAUAAGGACAGUUCCUCAGCAUCUGAUGAUUCCGUUUCCUCUAAUGCUAAAUGCUCCGACAAGUUCUUUAAUCCUGCCUAUAUCUAUCUAGUUGACAAGGGCUCCCGGUACAUCUUCCCCUUUAUUUUUGUGAUGUUCAACUUUAUUUACUGGAUCUUUCAUUGCAAUUAG